Drosophila takahashii is the source of this 1484-nucleotide messenger RNA. RefSeq names its product alpha actinin 3 (gene Actn3). The record is from RefSeq and is a predicted model, not a curated record. Gene Ontology annotation, cellular component: microtubule organizing center; filamentous actin. Lineage: Eukaryota; Metazoa; Arthropoda; Insecta; Diptera; Drosophilidae. Gene Ontology annotation, biological process: actin cytoskeleton organization. Gene Ontology annotation, molecular function: protein binding.
AUGGGUUCCAUACUAAAGGAACAUAUAAGCCAGAUAAGAGCCAUACUGUCCGAUUUGAAGGAUGACACGCAAUUAGGUGAAGAAACUGGGGAUGGUGGCGGCAAUGGAGUGCUCAAGAUGAAGAACUGCUUGGGGAAGAUAAUUCUGUUGACCAGGUUCAUGAGGGAGAAAUUUGUGGAAAGUGACGAGUUCUGCGAUCAGGAAAAAGCUGCCAACGGGAUAAUCUUGUCACAAUGCUCUCAGAACAUAAAGGGACUUUCCUCGAUCCUGCCGUUAUUUCAGAGUGAAGGAAGGCUCAACGGGGCGAAUCAAUCCUUCUUUCACCUUCACGUUGAUAGUGUCCUUAUUCAGCUGGAGACUGUAAUCAGUAAUGCCUCGAAAAAGUGUUCCCCACCCAAGGAUACUGAUAGGGAGUCAAGAGAUAUGAAAACGGAAAGUCCCCAAAAUGAAAGUUCCACGGAUAAGUUAAAUGAUUUGCGCCUCCAGUUAAUAAACGCUGAGAAAAAACGGGAUCUGGAACAAAUAGGAUACAAGUUGAUGAUAUCGAAAGAGCGGCUUUUGGUCCGUCAGGCUCUGAAAAGACAGGAGAUCGCGGAACUGAAGCUGACCGAAGAGCAGAAUCGAUCCAAGGAACUCGAGAAAAGUCUAUCGGAAACCCAGCUCAAAAUAAAAAUCCUCACCGAAGAGAAUCAGAAACUCAAGGAUAUGCAGAAAGAACUUUCUAAAACUCAAUUGAAAGAAAGAAAUCUGCGGAAAAGUACAAGCUGCUUUAAAAGUAAAGGUCAAAGUUUUUUAAAACCUCCCGUGAAGUGUGCGCUGCUAUCCGAGGAUUUGUGGGAUAAGCUAUACAAGUCCUGCUCUCAGUCAUCACCUAUCAUAUCUAAUACGCGUUUAAUCCGAGUUUGGUCAAGGGACAAGACCAAAUCUUUGGUUAUUAAGGACUCGUCUGUUGGUUCGGUGACUAGUAAAGCAGCCUCAAAGAUUUCCAGUUUCCCAGCGCUGCCGAAAUACCUGGGAAAAACCUUUGGCGAUCGGUGGCUCAGUCUUCUGCGGUGGUGCAAAGAAAGAGUGAAACCAUACGGUCUUCCCAUGUACGAGUUCAGUUCUUCCUGGACCAGCGGACGUGCUUUGUGCGCCAUCCUUCACUCUUAUAAACCCGACCUGAUUGACAGCAUAUAUCUUUCGAAGAAGGAACCCAAAGAGACCUUGACAUAUGGCGUAAAUGUGGCCCAAAACCUAGGUGUUACCAACACCAUUGACUUGGUUGGGGAAUGCCUAAAAAGGCAUCCCAACUUCAUGAAGGUCGUCGAUUUUGUGGACGAGCUGCAAAACUGUCUGGAGCCAGAGUUAUGAGGCAAUAAUUGGCAUCUGUUUUUAUAAACAUAUAUUUCUAUAUUUUCUAUAAAUGUGAAUAAAUGAAUUUCUUUGUGGUAGGGUAUGACGACAGAGGGCUUUUUACUGUUUGGAAGAGCAUACAAUAUAAU